AAUUAAUCUCUACGCUUCUCUCUCUGCAAUUACUCCUUGAGAACAUCUCUCUCUAGAAUAUCGAGUAUUACUGACUUGAGCGUUGGAGUGCUUUCCCCGAGGAAAUAUCCUCGGGAUUUUCAGGUGUAGAAGCAGUUGAAGACUUCAACAGUGUUGGAUUGUGAAGCUGCCCAAACAUUGGCGCCGUCUGUAGGAAACUCGAACAAGAAGUUGUGUGAUUUAACCUGCUGAAAGACAAAAUGGUCCGUACCUUUACAGGAGGUCGCCCUCCAAGAAAUGAAAUGGACGAACAGGAGGACGCUCACGUGUCUGAGCCCGGCCUGAAUGACUUUAGACCAACGCCAAGAAAUCUUUUUGUAGGGGGAGCCGAACAGGAUCACCUAAGUGAGACAGAUGAUGAAAGAACACCAACUGGGUAUGCAACCCAGCCGGAACAGUUUCAAGUUCCAACAGGAACAAGACAAAGAUCUGCCAGACCGUACAAUUCACAGCGUGAACGACCUGAAAGGUUAACAGAGCCCGCUCGGACAACAGAGCUCGAAGAGAGAACCAGAGUUCUCGAAAUGACAAUAGGUAAAAUCCUUGCCCGUUUAAUUCCUAAUGAUCCCUUGAUUCCUUUGUUGAACAUAGAUGCACAACCGGCUGCGGUUGUUACAACUCGAAACUCCCCCGCUCUUAGUAACAUAGUAGUGCCAACCAGGCCAAGGGGAAGCGGGAAGUCGAAUAUCGAGCCCAGCUUGUCCAAACAUAGUGAAGAGUUGAUGAGAAAGAACGCAGACCUUGAAAGACAGCUGCGAGACGUACAAAAGUCUAUUGACGAGCUGAAAAGUCCCAGGUCACAUCAACAGACUCUGGAUUUAGAUAGUGCACUACUAAACUUAUCCAUUACGGCAGAGCCGUAUCAAGAGGGAUUUAAAAUUCCCCACCUGGAGACAUAUGAUGGCUCAGGCGACCCUAAUGAACAUCUGCACACCUAUCAAGCCAUCAUGAGAAUCCAAAACGCCAAUGAUGCCAUGAUGUGCAAAGUGUUCCUAGCAACACUCAAGUCAACAGCCAGGAGAUGGUAUCACAAACUCCCCAGACAUUCAAUAAAUUCAUUUUCCCAGCUCGCCAAGCUAUUUUCUAACAAAUUUGCGAGCCAAAGGGAGAUCAAGCGUACAGCAACUGAGCUGAUGCAAGUUAACCAGAAGGAAGGGGAGUCUUUGAGGGAUUACAUGCAGCGGUUCAACAAAGCCACCUUGGACAUUAAUAAUGUCCCAGACACGAUCUGCCUGUCCGUCCUGUUGCAUGGGUUGAAGCGUGGCCGGUUCCUAGACGACCUGCUUGAAAACCCACCGAAGACGUGGAACGAGGAGCAACAAUCGAGAAGAGAAGAGAAGAAGAAGCAGAAGGUCAAUGAGCAAUGGGGGAAACCAGCUGAGUUCCCGAAGUAUGCCAAUUACAUUCCUUUGACCUUACCUAGGUCUCAAAUCCUGGCACAAAUCCAGCACUGGGUUAGGAGACCUCCACCCCCACUGCAUGAUUCCCCGAGGGCAGACAAGAGCAAGCAUUGUGACUCCACCGUGUAUAUGGCGUACGACCGACCUCAAGGGCAGAGGUACCAGCACGGCGUGACGCAGGAUGUAUAUCAGGAUAACACGUAUCCUUCUGAGCAGAGCAGAGCAUACCGAGGACGUCCAUUCAACAGGAGAGGACAGGGGCAGAGAGUUGUUGCCCAGAACCAAAAAAAUAAGAAAGGGGUAGGCUAUACUGGGAUACCCCCGCCCUCGGGUACAAUAAACAUGAUAUCGGGUGGUGUUCACUCUGGGGGCCAAAGCGCCCAAGCUCGCAAGGCAUAUGCCCGACAGGUGAUGACUGUCAACAAAAACAAACCCUUGAAGCGGCCGUUUGAGGAAGCAGAAUGGGAGAAUACGCCUAUCACAUUCAGCCCGGCAGAUUACAAACGAGCAGAAGGAGAGCCUGACAUUAUGAUGCCCCAUGCAGAUCCCUUUGUGGCAAUGGUUCAUAUAGGCAAUCAUAAUGUCAAUAAGGUGUUUAUUGAUACUGGCAGCUCGCCAGAUAUUUUAUAUUGGAGCUGUUUUCAAAAGAUGCAGCUGAAUCCAGGCUCACUGCAGAAGUAUGAAAGGCCCAUAUACGGGUUUGAUAACCAGCCCGUCCCGGUCGAGGGAAUUAUUACUCUUCCCAUAUAUGUGGGCUCAGAACCGCGCUUCAGAAUGGCUUCUGUCACCUUCCUAGUCGUUAAGAUGGAAUCAGCUUUUAAUGCUAUAUUAGGAAGAGCCACCCUGUGCGAGCUGAAGGCUGUUAUCUCACAGCCCCAUCUCUGCAUGAAAUUCCCAACUCCACAGGGGGUAGGAGUGCUAAAAGGGAAUCAGAAGAUGGCUAGGGCCUGUUAUCAAGACACGUUCAAGAAGGUCGAGCUCACUGCAGCUCCGACAAGUGCUGAAGGUCGCAAGCCAACCCAGCUCGGUCAACAAACAGUCAAGAUCGGCACCAAGCUCACGGAAGAAGAACGAGCAGAGCUUCUGGAGUUUUUGAGGGUCAAUCAAAACAUGUUCGCGUGGACUACUAAUGAAAUGCCCGGCAUCUCGAAACAAGCUGCCAUAGAUGAGGAGAUACAAAAGCUGCUACAGGCAGGCUUCAUCAGGAGAGUGGAGUACUCCGAGUGGGUAUCUAACCCCAUUCUCGUCAAAAAGCCAAAUGGCAAGUGGAGGAUGUGCAUUGAUUUCACCAACCUCAAUGAGGCGUGCCCAAAAGACCCUCAUCCCUUGCCCAAUGUUGAGAAGUUAGUAGAACGGGCAGCCGGACACGAACGGAUGAGUUUCCUUGACGCCAGCUCAAGUUAUCAUCAGGUUCAGUUGCUGUUGGACGAUCAGGAGAAAACAGCUUUCUACGCUGGUGACGCUAUCUAUUGCUAUGUGAUGAUGCCAUUUGGCCUGAAAAAUGCUGGCGCUACAUAUCAGAAGCUGGUACAAAUCAUCUUUAAGCUCCAGAUCGGCAGAAACAUAGAAGUGUAUGUGGAUGACAUGAUAGUCACCAGCUGCACGUUCGCUGUAGAAUCAGGAAAAUUCCUAGGGUACGUGGUAUCCAAGAAAGGAAUUGAAGUGAACCCAGAGAAGGUUCUGGCUGUUCAGCAGAUGGAGCCACCCAAGACAGCGUUUAACGAGCUCAAGCAGUAUCUGGCAUCUGCACCCCUACUGUCUAAGCCUAUGGAAGGGGAGAGUUUAUACCUAUACACAGGGGUUAUAGGAGAGGCAGUGAGCUCGGUUCUGCUCAGGGAGGAGAAUAAGAAUCAGAAGCCUAUCUGCUACGUGAGCAAGAUUUUACAAGGUGUAGAGCAGAACUACCCAUUAGCAGAAAAGGGCUGCAUUUGCCCUGGUAAACCUGAACUCUCUGGUCGGCUUAUUGGGUGGAGUGUCGAGCUGAGUGAAUAUGACCUCAAAUUUCAGCCGCGUACAACCAUAAAGGGCCAGGCCGUUGCAGACUUUCUGGUGGAAUGCAUUUCAGCAACUAAGGAAGAAAAAGCACCUGAGCACCCAAUCUGGGUUUUGUAUGUUGAUGGAGCCGCUAGCAUUGAAGGAUCAGGUGCCGGGGCUGUGUUAGUGGGCCCAGAUGGUUUCAAAUCUGAGCACGCGCUGAGAUUUAAGUUUCAGAUGACUAAUAACGCCGCAAAAUAUGAAGCCCUCAUUUACGGAUUAAAGCUGGCGUCCGAGCUGAAGGUACAAAGCAUUCAAGUCUUUAGCGACUCUCAGCUCGUCGUGGGCCAGGUGAAUGGCAACUGUGAAGUCAGGGAUCCCCAGCUCGAUCGUUAUGCCUCUGUGGUCAGUAGAUUGAAGUCAAUCUUUGUCUCUUUUCAAAUUGAUAAAAUACCAAGAGCAGAUAACCACCGAGCCGACGAGCUGUCCAAAUUGGCCUCCUCACAGGACCUUAACCCUCAGAGGUCGACAAUCGUCGAGGUGCUUGACGCCCCAAGUUACACCGAUCUCGCAGCCGAGUGCCAACUGUUGAGUACAGACCCCUCUACACCGAGCUGGAUCACCCCGCUGAUAAGUUAUUUACAAAGUGGUGAGCUACCUGAAGAUCAGUCCGUUGCAAAGCUGGUCAGACGCAGGGCGGCACAUUUCACUUUGAUAGAUAAUCAGCUCUACAAGCGGGCAGCCUCUAUGCCCCUAUUACGCUGUCUCACUCCUUAUGAAGCUGAAUAUGAUGUGAGAGAAAUUCAUGAAGGAGUAUGUGGCACGCACAUUGGAGGCAAAACCUUAGCUCGGAAGCUCUUGAGGCAUGGGUAUUACUGGCCAACUAUGGUUGAGGACACACAGAACUAUGUCAAAAAGUGCCCAACCUGCCAGUUCAAUGCUGAUGACAUUCACAUGCCAGGGGAAAUGCUCUCAUCACUCUCAUCUCCCUGGCCUUUUGCUCAAUGGGGAAUCGACCUGCUCGGCCUUUUUGUGAAAGGCAAAGGAGGCUGCACUUUCCUGGUCGUUGCAGUGGAUUACUUCACUAAAUGGAUAGAAACUAAACCAUUGUCCACGACAACAGAAAGGAAAAUAGAAGAAUUCUUGUUCAAUUCAAUAUUGUGCAGGUUCGGCAUACCUAAGCGGAUUAUUGCCAACAAUGGGCCACAGUUUCGGGCAGCAGCACUGAGAUCAUUCUGCAACGACUAUGGCAUUGAGCUCUCCUUAACGUUUGUGUACACCCCGCAGUCAAACGGACAGGCCGAGUCUGCCAAUAAGAUCGUUUUGCGAGGCCUCAAGGCGCAUGUUAUAGCCGCGCGUUCUAAUUGGGUUGACGAGCUCAAUAAAGUACUUUGGUCAUGUCGCACGACACCCAGCUCGACCACAGGCGAAACCCCGUUCAGCUUGGCAUAUGGAGCUGAGGCCGUCAUCCCUGUCGAAGUCGGUCUGCCAUCUGCUAGAUCAGAUCGUCAUGACGAUCAGAAUAAUGGGCAACUCCUAAGAGAGAACCUAGACCUAGUGGAGGAAGUUAGGGAAAUGGCUCGAAUUAGAAACAUGGCACACCAAAGCCGUGUGGCAAAGUUCUAUAACAAAAGAGUUCGAGCUCGACAAUUUCAGGUUGGCGAUCUGGUUCUACGCAAAGCUGGAUUGACCAAUGCCUAUUCACACAUGGGCAAGCUCGUUCCUAAUUGGGAAGGGCCUUAUAUGGUUAUUUCCAUUCAGCGACCUGGAUCUUACCAGUUGGCAGAUUUAGAAGGUCACCCAUUAUCGUUUAUUUGGAACAUACAUAAUCUUAGGAAGUUUUACAGUUAGCAUGUAUGUUGUUAGUGUUCAGGUCGUUACUGAUCAGUUGUAAACAGUGAUUUACUAAUCAUUCAACGCAGAAAUAUUGAAGCAAAAGAUUCGGAUUUGUAUUUCAUCAAUGAAAUUUUAUAUGUGUA
This is a messenger RNA of Rubroshorea leprosula, 5392 nucleotides long. The record is from the annotation of a GenBank genome assembly. Lineage: Eukaryota; Viridiplantae; Streptophyta; Magnoliopsida; Malvales; Dipterocarpaceae.